This is a messenger RNA of Sphaeroforma arctica JP610, 1896 nucleotides long. RefSeq lists its product as hypothetical. Gene Ontology annotation, cellular component: U1 snRNP; U2-type prespliceosome. Gene Ontology annotation, biological process: mRNA splice site recognition. The transcript is spliced from 6 exons. The record is from RefSeq and is a predicted model, not a curated record. NCBI's taxonomy places the organism in Eukaryota, Ichthyosporea, Ichthyophonida. Gene Ontology annotation, molecular function: mRNA binding. Bases 270 to 1466 code for a protein of 398 amino acids.
GACGAAAUACACACUCUAUUGAUAAAAUCAAUGUCUGCAGUCUACACUCUACCCUUAGUCGAUAGUCCUAUUUUAUUUUUCUAAAUUUCAGUGUCGUGUGACGUGUGACGUGUCUCGUACUCUCGUUGUUAGGAUAUAUAUUCAUAUAUAUAUAACGGGAGCAUACACACACACACUUGUAGAAGCAGAUAACCAACAAGCUUGCAGUAGGUCAACAACAAGUGGUGUGCACUGUAGUGUCGUAUUGUACUGCAUUCCAAUUCGUCGCCAUGGAUGAUGCCAAGCGCAUGCUCGAUGAGCUCAUGGGCCGCAGUCGAAACGCAACAGAAACUGAACCUGUCAAAGAGAUAAAGUUCACUGAUUCAGAGGUCUGCAAGUAUUUCCUUGUCGAUGUCUGCCCUCAUGAUCUAUUCACGAAUACCAAAGGCGACCUGGGUGAGUGCUCUGGGCAACACCACACAGAUCUCAGGGAGAAGUACAAGAAGAGCUCUCGAUAUCGUGAGUUGGGGUACGAAGACAUGUACUUGCGCUACUUAACUGCGCUUAUUGUCAAAAUGGACCGUCGGAUUAAAGAGGCUCUGGCGCGUCUUCAGCCGCCCUCAGAGAUCUCCGCAAACAACCUGGCCAUCAUUGCGGAACACGAGCAAAACAUCAAGGAGAGUGAUGACAUGAUUACAGAGUUGCUGGAAACGGCCGAGAGAUUGGGUGAAGAAGGCAAGGUUGAUGAGUCACAGGCACUCAUGGAGAAGGUCGAGGCUGAACGCUCUGAACAGGGCAAGCAGAAGGCUGCCAUUCAACGGAUCCACAACAACCAUUCAAGGGACUUGGAUGUUCGCACCACUGUGUGUGAUGUGUGUGGGGCGAUGCUGAGUGUGGGUGAAUUGGACCAACGCCAAAGCAGUCACAUGCAGGGCAAGAACCAUCUGGGCUACGCUCUCAUCCGUUACAAGAUUGAGGAGUACAAGAAAAUAUGCGACGAAAAGCUGACCAAAGAACGUGACGAACGGUACAGCAAAUCCGGUGCCAACGCAGUGGAUGUAGGGGCCGGUAGUCGCGGUAGAGACAGGGAUAGUCGCAGGUCAUCAGCCUCGCGCAGAGAUGACCGGUACAGUCGAAGUAGGGAUAACGACAGAGAUAGGGACAGGGACAGAGAUCGGGAUGGAUAUAGUAGUCGGCGCCGUGAGUCUGAUAGAGAUGUGUGUAGACGUGAUAGUUACCGAGAUAGGGACCACAGGGGAAGAGAGGGCGACCGCGGUAGGUACUCGCGAGACUCCAGGCGAGAUCGUGACCGAGAUAGUGAUAGAACACGGGAUGAUGAGAAACCAAAGGACAGGGACAGAACAAGAGAGAAGGAGAGUGAUAGAACACGAGACAGGGACCGUGAUAGCGAGAAAAAGUGCGAAGCCCGCCCCAAAGAAAAAUCUAGAUCCAGAUCUAGAUCGAGGACUCGGUCCAAGUCAAGGUAGUGUCGCGUGUUCGUUAAGUCCGAUAUAUAUAUAUAUAUGUACUAUAAGGCAAUAAUCUACAUGCCUGGGGGAUGAGCGUCGCUGCCGGAGUUUGAGAUACACUCGAUGUCAAACUAUGUGGCUCAUAUAGUACUCGUGAGCUGGCACAUUUAGAACGAGCUUUCAACGCAGUGAGAGGUUGUUUGGAAUGCGCUAUAUGUGCAUGUCGUGCUAAGCUCGUAUGUUCGCAGCCGAAUAUACCGCCAUAUACACUCGUUCGUCUUUCACUGGUCGUCUACGAUUUGACGGUGAGUAUGACAUCCGCUGCUGGAACUGAUGGUGUAUGUCGGCGAAGCAAGGUAGAUGAUGCUUGUUUGUGGACGGAUGCUCGUUUGAAAGUAAAAUAUCGUUGGUACACUUUACGCACAUAUUAAAGUACAUGUCUAAGUGG